UUUCUACCUCUUAAAUCGCAUAUAAACCAAGCACUUCCAUCUCGUCCCGUCUUCUUGCUCCUGAACUCGCUGUGUAAAUAGUUAUCUAGUUAAAUUCGCCAGCAACGUCCGUGUUUCAUCCAGAGCUCAUCAUCUUCCUGGCACAGGAAAAGAAACGAAGAUAAUAAGAAAAAGCCCGGCUUGACUGCUCAUUCGUCUUUUUCCUCUCUUUUUAUAUUAAGUCAUACCGUCUCACUUGACCGGCAGGAGGUCAUCUUGUCUUUUUGUCUUCCGAGCCUUGCGGCGGCUCUACAUCCUUCGAUCGCUACCAUCAACUCCCCGUCUCUGUCUCACCCUCGUCCCUCGUUUGAAUCACGAUCAAUACGUACAGACAAGAGGCAGGGGGCCUCACUGUCAUCUAACCCCUACUCUUCCUCGUCUCCUUCUCCGUAUCGGUUGCGUGGAUGUAGGUUCGUCGUGAGCUAACUUAGGCCGAGAUGGACUUGACGGCGCAGCUCGCGUAUCUCCUCUCGUUUCUGCUUCUUCUUUCUCUGCCUCGAGCAACGGCCUUUUACGUGCCUGGAUACUCGAUACGGACAUAUCAAGACGGCCAGCGCAUCCCCGUCCUCGUCAACAAGAUCUUCUCAGACAACUCGCAGCUUCAAUAUGCUUACUCGGACCUGCCCUUUGCCUGUCCGGCCACUGCAAGGGCCGGCAGCAGCCAGAACAUCCCCCUCAACCUGGGCGAGGUGCUGCGCGGAGACCGCAUCAGCCUGUCCGACUUCGAGCUCGAGAUGGGACGGAAUGUCGCCUGCAAACCGCUUUGUACCCGUCAGAUCGGACGCAGAGACGUAAACUGGGCGAAGAGCUUGAUCUCUGACGGCUUCGUGGCCGAGUGGAUCGUGGAUAACCUGCCCGGCGCAACCAGCUUCAUCACCGUCGACAAAACUCAAAAGUACUACACCACCGGCUUCAAGCUAGGGUACCAGGCCGUUUCAUCGACCAGCCGGCGGCCGACGCACUAUAUCCACAACCACUUCACCUUCGUGAUUCGGUGGCGAGAUGCGCCGCAUGGUGGUGACGGGCAGAAAGUCAUCGUCGGCUUCGAGAUAUACCCCAAGAGCCUCAGCCGCGACGGCAGGAAGCAGGACGGGUGCCCCAGAGAUGUGCAUACCAUGCAUCAUGGCUUCGAACUGUAUCUGCAGCCCAAUAACACCCGUCUCGCACAGCAGUACCCAGGCUCAUCUUACCUGCCGGAGAAUGACGACGAGGUGGACGACGGUGCCACUCUAUCCAUCCCUUACACGUAUUCUGUCUUCUUCAAACGAGAGGACAAGGUAGAAUGGGCGAACAGAUGGGAUCUAUACCUGUACAGCCAGCAGAGCAGUACCACCACGCACUGGCUCUCAUUGUUAAAUUCCCUGGUGAUAUGUGGUGUUUUAAGUGUUGCUGUGCUGGUCAUAUACCGUCGUACUGGCUAUGGAGACUACAAAGGUCGAACAGACGGCUUGCUCGAGGAUGGCAAGGCCAGCAGGCUUCGAUCUCGAAAAUCCAGCGGCUCGGCUCCGGUUGUGGACGAGAAGUCGUCUAACGGUCUACUUGAUGGCGGUACCGGUGCCGUUUCGGACGACGACCUAUUGUCUGAAGAGGACUUUGAUGAUGCUUCGUCGUGGAAGAGACUUCACGGCGACGUCCUUCGAACGCCAGCAUAUAGUGGUCUUCUUGCGCCGUUUGUUGGAUCGGGCAUGCAGCUUCUCUUCAUGGCUACAGGGUUGCUAUCUCUAAGCUGCCUAGGAGUGCUGAACCCCAGUUUUAGAGGCGGCUUCAUCAGCGUGGGCGUCGGCCUGUUCAUCUUUGCAGGUAUAUUCUCAGGAUACUUCUCUGCUCGGCUCUACAGGACUUUAGGGGGUAUGAACUGGCGGAAGAACGCGUUCAUAACUGCCCUACUAUUCCCCGGACUAGUCUUCUCCCUAAUCUUCGUUUUGAACCUGUUCGUAUGGGCUCAGGCAUCAAGUACGGCUCUUCCAUUUGGCACAUUGGUCGGUCUACUUGCUCUUUGGCUUCUCAUCCAAGUCCCUCUCGUUUAUGCAGGCAGCUGGUAUGGCUACGAAAAAUCCAAGCCAUGGAGCCAUCCCACGCGCACUAGUUCUAUUCCACGACAGAUACCUCCACAGCCAUGGUACUCGGGAUCGCUGGGAGGAACCAUUCUUGCUGGUUUUGCUCCUUUCGCCGUCUUGUUUGUGGAAUUGGUCUUCCUGUUCCGGAACAUGCUACAGGAUAAGGGCGGAUAUUAUUACAUCUUCGGCUACCUAAGCAUAGUCGGGCUUCUGACUCUUCUUUCCAUCGCCGAGAUGGCCAUUAUAACUACCUACACUCUACUAUGCGCAGAGAACCAUCGCUGGUGGUGGCACAGCUUCAUGGUCGGCGGAAGCAGCGCAGUCUGGAUAUUUAUGUACUGCAUAUGGUACUUCUUCACAAAACUGCAUAUCCACGGAUUCAUCUCGAGCCUCCUGUUCUUCAGCUACAGUCUCCUGGGCUGUGCCGUAUACGGCCUGUUAACGGGUACCGUAGGGUUCCUGGCAGCGUACAUAUUCGUACGGCGGAUAUACAGUGCUGUCAAAGCCGAUUGAUUAUGUAGCCAUCUGCUUUUUCUCCUUUCACUGUAGAUGUUACAGGGGUGUUCUAUUAUAUCUUUCAUUUAAUACCCCUUUGUCAGGGGAUUCUAUCACUCUUACUCGGCAUAACAUCCUUCUUUACAUGCUUAAUGUUCAAUGCGUUCCAGCGUCCAAGUCCUAUGCAACAAUCAACUCCUCUUUGUGGCCUUCUUUCUCUAGCUCCCAGUUUAUUGUUCUGUUCCUUUAUACCUUUAGAUGCAUUAAUCCCGUUAAUCCUCUUUGCUUGG
This is a messenger RNA of Trichophyton rubrum CBS 118892, 2881 nucleotides long. RefSeq lists its product as uncharacterized. The transcript has 5 exons. NCBI's taxonomy places the organism in Eukaryota, Fungi, Ascomycota, Eurotiomycetes, Onygenales, Arthrodermataceae. Gene Ontology annotation, biological process: vacuolar transport; protein localization to membrane. Gene Ontology annotation, cellular component: Golgi apparatus; membrane. The record is from RefSeq and is a predicted model, not a curated record. The coding region runs from base 477 to 2609 and encodes 710 amino acids.